This is a messenger RNA of Toxotes jaculatrix (banded archerfish), 2303 nucleotides long. It is a transcript of the gene unc93a, whose product is annotated as unc-93 homolog A. The transcript has 8 exons. The coding region runs from base 174 to 1568 and encodes 464 amino acids. Lineage: Eukaryota; Metazoa; Chordata; Actinopteri; Toxotidae. The record is from RefSeq and is a predicted model, not a curated record.
UGACUUUACUCCGGAGCUGUUCAGGUGCUGUGUGAAAUCAUUAAUCCUAAAGUAAACAGCACUUAAAAAAACAAAUUUUUCUUAUACAUACAUACAUACGCAUAUGUGUGUGUGUGUGUGUGUGUUUUUUAAAGGUAAAAGGCCAGUGGAGGUUUUACUUGUGAAAAGCAGCCAUGAUCAGCCGUAACUUCAAGAAUGUGUUGGUGGUCUCCAUCGGGUUCCUGUCUCUGUUCACGGCUUAUGGAGGCCUGCAGAGUUUACAGAGCAGUCUGAAUGCAGAGCAGGGGAUGGGCGUGGCGUCUCUGAGCGUCAUCUACGCCUCCAUCAUCAUCUCCUCCAUGUUCCUGCCUCCAAUCAUGAUCAAGAAUCUGGGCUGUAAAUGGACCAUUGUCGUGGGCAUGGCCUGCUACGUCUCCUACUCCUUCGGAAACCUCUACCCAGGAUGGUACACCCUCAUCCCCACCUCAGUGAUCCUGGGUCUGGGCGGCUCUCCUCUGUGGUCGGCUAAAUGCACCUACCUGACCAUCUCCGGUAACGCGCAGGCCUCCAAGGAGGGCAAAAAGGGCUCCGAUGUCAUCAACCAAUACUUCGGGAUCUUCUUCUUCAUCUUUCAGUCCUCGGCCGUUUGGGGAAACCUCAUGUCAUCGCUCAUCUUUGGACAAGACACCAACAUAGCUAACAUCCCAGAGGAGCAGCUACAGUCCUGCGGAGCAGCUGACUGUGGCCUUAACAUCUCAGCGAACAGCACGACCACCAAACCUGCACAGAAACUGGUGUGGACGCUCGUCGGAUGCUACAUUGGUGUGGGUCUGCUGGCCAUGCUCAUCAUCGCAGUGUUUCUGGACAACAUCGACCGGGAGCAGGCCAGUCAGUUCCGUGGGAACCGGGAGCCGUUCUGCCACACCUUCCUGGCCACGUUCAGGCUGCUGAAGGACUGGAGGCUGUUGACCCUCAUCCCUCUCACCAUGUACAGCGGCUUUGAGCAAAGCUUCCUCUCUGGGGAGUACACCAAGAACUACGUAACGUGUGCUUUGGGCAUCCACUUUGUUGGCUUUGUGAUGAUGUGCUUUGGAGCCUCCAAUUCUCUCUGCUCAUUUCUCUUUGGGAGACUCGCUCGGUACACCGGGAGAGCUGCGCUCUUCUUCCUGGCUGCAUUGACCAACUUUGCCUGCAUCAUCGCGCUCUUAUUCUGGAGGCCUCAUCCUGACCAGCUGCCUGUGUUUUUUGUGUUUCCUGCUCUGUGGGGUAUGGCCGACGCCAUCUGGCAAACUCAAACCAAUGCUCUGUAUGGCGUCCUCUUCCCACGGGACAAAGAGGCAGCGUUUGCCAACUACCGGAUGUGGGAGUCUCUUGGAUUCGUCAUCGCCUUCGCCUACAGCACCUUCUUGUGUCUGGAGUAUAAACUGUACAUCCUGCUGGCUGUUCUGCUGCUCACUGUUGUCACCUACCCCAUCGUGGAGUACCACGAACACAAGAAUCCCACACCACCUGUUGCAGAAGGAACCUACCUCAGUCACAAGGAAACCACAAGAGAAGAGAGCAAGAUUAUUUGCCAGACACAAAUGUAGAGAUUCAAUUUCAAUUAAAGUUUAAACUCAAGAAUAUGUGAUGCAAAUGAAGGAGAGGUUUUAAAGGGGCGAUAUGAAACCUGUGUUGAUCUUUACCGGCAACUGGUCAACACUGUAAACCCUGAAUUCGCCUGUCACCGGUACUUCCCCCAAACCCUCUUUUCUCCUUGUGGCACAGCACCACAAACGAUAAUGUCCCAUUUUUGGAACAAUAAUACUGCACACUCUGACUGGAUGACUCUUUGUUGCUUUCUCUGGAUAAUAUCUUGUAUUGUAUGCAGUGUUCUUCAUCUGUGAGACUGGACAUGAAGGAACGAAUGAGGAAGAAUAUGACUGUGUCGAAACUCCGGUGGGUAAAGACUGUUUGAUCCAACGGGGUAUGUGCAGAAAAAAAACACAAACAGUUUGAACUAUUUGUCAUGAUCAACAAUCUCAACCACUCCAAUUAGAUUUUGGAAAGAAAAAGGGCCAAUGUAUGUGCGUGUGACUAGUUAUCAAACCAACAGAAUCGAAUCAGAAUUGAUUUUUUUCUCAGAAUCUUAUUCCCUGUCCUAGUUCCAUAAUUUUUUGUUUUUGUUUUACCUGAAAUGGCCCUAGAUGUCGUCAUACAAAGGUCAAAAUAAACAAUACCAUCAUCUGCAAACAUGUUGAUGUCAACAAAACCUGUUUUUCUUUUUUAAACUUUAGGGUAAUAAAGAACAUCCAGGGACGACAUGCUGCAUUUCAAAUGGUGCU